UCAAAUCCGUCCGGUAUUAUUGUAGCGAUUAUCCCACCUGCGAUAUUAUACCAGUAACAUGGUGUAGUAAUACACACAGUGAGGGAAUGUAACGAAGAAGAUUCUAAUUCCUGUGCUAAUUUACACAGAAUAUGUCCAGUUUUUACAUUGACCUGGCGCUCCUCGAUGACACCAAUGGCAACACAGCUGGCGUGCAUCAGACAAGUAUUGAUCAGAUCACGGGCGAGGCGAGCAUAUCAACGGUAACUGGAGAGACUGCAGUCGCCUCACUGCACUCCCCUUCCAGUGACGAUCUCAGCCAAAGCUUAUCUGAAUACACAGAUGCAGAUGAAAGCAUAUCGGCCCCAACAGAGCUGCUAGCUGAGUUUCUAUCGGCCAUUAUGAUACGGGAUUAUGUUAACGCGCUUAGGUACUGCAAGCAAAUCUUAGAGUACGAACCAAACAAUACAACGGCGCGAGACUUCUACCCCCAUAUCCUGUCGAAAAUUGAUGCUGGAGAGCCUCACGAGCAGCUAUCUUGUGAAAGCGAUGAGAACGACAAUUACAACUGUAAUUCGCCGCUUGGUUCAUCAUCAUCUUCCUCACUGCGCUUGUCCCGUUUCCCAUCAUCUUACAACGAUUCUGAGUCCUCUUCCACAGAGUCCUCAUUUUCGUCAUCAGUCUCUUCCCCGGUGUCCUCUGUUUCCUGUUUAGUCAGCGAACGUAUUGAAGAUCCCGAUUUGGUUAGCAUGGCGUGCAGCAGUGACGAAAGCGACAGUAGAGCGUCGGGAGUUUCGCUGUCAGAGUCCGGAUUAAACAUCACUCCACAAGAAGGUAAAAAAACCAGCAAGUAUGCAGUGACACAGCAUGUCUCGCAGUCUCGGUCAUGUCGCAGUUUGGAUGUUGAAUGUGAUCAAUUGCCUACAUCAGCGAGUGAUAAUAACACAUCCCAGUCUUACUCUAGUUUGAUGCUGGAAGAGGAAGAAAAAGAUCUCUCGCUAUCGGACUUAUCCAACAACGAUGAGGAAGAAACAUGCAAAGGUAACGCUAAAGAAAAAAGAUCAAUAUACAGGUGCGAAAAUCCAUCUGUGCUACAAACGGUUAGCGAAUCAUUGGCCAACAAUGUUAGUGGAUCAGCCUCCGUCUUAGCCUCGCGAUUGAUGACAAUACUACGCCGGAAGAUGAUUGCUUCUCGAAAAGAAGAAACACCGACGGUAAAUAUUGAGGCUACCGAUUUUGAGAAACAAACGAAACCUGUAGAAGGGAUAAAGAAAUGAUGUGUACGUCCUUGGCAGUGACUCAACUUGACUUUUCCUUAGAUUUGUUUGAUCCUUUUGCUAUGCCGGGCCAUAUGAGACAUUUAAGCCUUCAGAAACAUACAUAUUAGAAAUUCAUAUUCAUCGAAAUUUCCUACAUUGGGUCUUCAUUUAUUGCCUUCACAAAUUCAUGUAUUUGCUUUAUUGUGUUAACGUUCUGAUAUUCAGCAACUACCAGCACUUUCGAUUCAAUUUGCACGAUUUAGUCAGAAAAGAAAAGAUUCAUUAUGCAUAAUUAAGGGAUCAACUAGAUGUUCAAGCAAAAGUAUCAUCAAGCAAAGGCGAAAGUAUGUUUCAAACGAGCCAUCUUAUCCGUAAACACGUGAUUAUUUCAAUGAAUGUAUCUAGUCACUGUAUCUCUAGCAAACGGAACAUGAAUGCCCAUGUCCCUAAACAGCUGGUGCACGAUCACUACUAGUGUUGGGUAACUGGGCUCUUUUCAGUGAGCGGAGCACGAGCGGGGGCUCUUUCGCUCCUUUCCGCUAGUUUGGCUGAGCGCAAAAGAGCUUCUAUUGGCUAUCAACUGAGUGCUCGCUUGCUCUUUUAGGUGAGCUGAGUGAACGAGGUGCCCCCUUCGCUCUUUACCCAACACUAAUCACUACUGGGCGCAUUGCUAGGAUUUUACUGUCAUAUAAUUUAUGGAACAAAAAUAUAUUUUCAAAUAUUCUCAUUAAACUCUUCAGUAGCUCUGAAUCAUACGGGAUGUUGGCGAACAUAUAAUAUUGGUUAUUAAAUAUAUAAUAAAUAUUGUUUAUUAAAUAAUGCAUUAUUGGAAAGCAGCGAUCUUAUGUGUGGGAAAAUGUUAUGAUAGAUUUAAGCAGUAAGAUAAUAUCAUGUGUGUGAAACUGUUCUGCAUAUAAUCUUCAAAAAUAAAUCUCUUCCCCUGGACACUCGAA
This is a messenger RNA of Anopheles aquasalis, 2191 nucleotides long. RefSeq names its product glutamate-rich protein 2. NCBI's taxonomy places the organism in Eukaryota, Metazoa, Arthropoda, Insecta, Diptera, Culicidae. The record is from RefSeq and is a predicted model, not a curated record. Gene Ontology annotation, molecular function: protein binding.